AUGAAACCGUGGGACCCGCAAAAGGAAGAAGACGCGUGGCCGGUACUAGCGAAAGAGGUAUGGGCCUAUGAAAAGGAGCGUAUAGAACGAUGGAGGAACGAAAUCAGUACGCUUCUCGUCUUUGCGGGUCUGUUCUCCGCCGUCCUCACUGCCUUCGUUGGUCAGUAUUACGCCGUCCUGCUGCCACCGCCUGACUUCAACACCGCCAUCCUCGAGCGCAUACUAUCUAUGCAGCUCGGUAAUGUGUCUAGCAGCCCCGUUGUCACGCCCGCGAGCUGCUCCGACUCGUCCCUCUUCCCUUGUGCACCCCCUGCACCCCGAUGGAUCGCUACGCUUUGGUUCGCUGCUCUGGUCUUCAGCCUCGGCGCGGCGUCGGUUGCUCUGGCUGUCAACCAAUGGCUUAACUUCCACGCCGAGCAAUCUGGACUGCGAACUUCACAGCAGAAGGUUAAGACCUGGCAGCUCCGUCGGGACGCCCUUAACACCUGGCAGGUGGAGUUCAUCGUCAGCCUCCUUCCCUGCAUGUUACAGGUGGCACUUGUCUUAUUCCUCAUCGGACUUGUGGGCUACCUAUGGGUGCUCGGGCCUGACAUCGCCGUCCUGAGCACGGUCAUGAUUUGCAUUCUGUUCCUCUUUCUCGUCGUGACCUCCUGUCUGCCAGCACUGGUCGAAUACAGCCCCUACAAGUCACCUCAAGCAUGGUGGAUUUGCGAGGCCUGCAGACGUGUGCGGUGGCACAGUUGGCAGUUGCUCCGUCUC
Molecule: messenger RNA, 759 nt
Organism: Rhodofomes roseus
Lineage: Eukaryota; Fungi; Basidiomycota; Agaricomycetes; Polyporales; Fomitopsidaceae
Exons: 2
Source: RefSeq, a predicted model, not a curated record